CAUUUUCACCAUAUUUCUAUAAUUCAAAACAAGAAAAAUGGCCAUCGGUGUUGAUUCCUCCAAAUGGAAACCUAGAAGUAUUUUAGGAACUCCUGCUGCAAAAUUCAGGAAUUAUCUUGCAGUAGGUGUUAUAUCUUUUGGUAUAAUAAGCGGUCUAAUAUUUCAUUAUAUUCCUACAACCAAAAACCUCCGGGCAGCUAUUACCGUUUUAUAUGAGGAUCCUAUACAAGAAGUUGAAAGAAAAAGAAUAAUUGCCAGUGGAAUGCGUUUUACAUCAGCUGAAAGUAUCAGGAAAGAAAUUGAAGAGAGUAAAAGAUUUGACCGCCCUGAUAGAUAAAAAAUUAUGAACAUAAAUAAUUCUAGUAGGUAAUGUAGAUCGUUUCUUUGUAUAAAAAUGUAAAUAAAUUAAUAAAUAAAUAAAUUUAA
Molecule: messenger RNA, 426 nt
Organism: Amyelois transitella
Lineage: Eukaryota; Metazoa; Arthropoda; Insecta; Lepidoptera; Pyralidae
Exons: 2
Coding region: 38-337 (99 amino acids)
Source: RefSeq, a predicted model, not a curated record